GACGCAAACCACACUGAAUGCUUACCACACCUUGCGCAGCCACCGAAGAGAUGGUGUCUCGCAGGUAUAGGCGAUUGGCAGUGGCCUCGUUCGCCGCCUCCCUGGCGGCGUCCAGCAACAGAUGUUACUGCUGCGAUGCCUUCCUCUCCGCGCCGCGGUCCUCCUCAGCAAGCGCAGCACCUGGUAGACCGGCAUCAUCGGGAACACAGCAGCGCCGAGGCCUACCACUUCCACCAGCGCGCUGCCCCUCUGCAGCCGCCCCGACGGUCGCGACGAUGAGCUCAGAGGACGAUGAAAACAGCAGCGGUGAUAGCAGCAGCUUGGAUGUGGAGAACGUCGUGAUCAUCGGGAGUGGUCCCGCUGGGUACACCGCUAGUAUAUAUGCCGGCCGCGCUAACCUCAAGCCCCUCUGCUUCGAGGGACUGAACGUCGGCCCACCGGGGGGACAGCUGAUGACGACAACGGAAGUCGACAACUUUCCGGGUUUCCCCGCAGGCGUUACCGGUCCGGACCUGAUGAACGGCAUGCGGGACCAGGCUUCAAGGUGGGGGGCGGUGUUUAAGACGGAGGACGUGGAGGAGGUUGAUUUUUCCAGCAGGCCGUUCGUUGUGCGCUCCACUUCGAGAACGGUUAAGGCGCAGACGGUCAUCAUCGCUACAGGGGCAACCGCAAAACGGCUUCGGCUGCCUUCGGAGGAUGACUUCUGGAGUAGGGGCAUCUCCGCCUGUGCCAUCUGCGACGGGGCGGCGCCUAUCUUUGCCGACGUGCCGCUGGGGGUGGUCGGGGGCGGGGACUCCGCGGUGGAGGAGGCCGUGUACUUGACCAAGUACUCGCCGAAGGUGCAUUUGUUUGUCAGGAAGACGACGCUGGCGGCGUCGAGGGCCAUGGUCGAUCGCCUGGCGGAGGAGACCUCGGUGGAAGUGCACCUGGGCACGAUCGUGGAGGACGUGCUAGGAGAAACCGAGGAAACCAGCCCCGACGGAGGAUCGCCUCUGACUGGCGUGCGGGUGCGUAAAACCUCCUCCGAUGAGAGCACGGAAGUGCCGCUUCGGGGCCUGUUCUACGCAAUCGGACACCGCCCAAAUACGGAGCUUUUGGGGGGCCAAAUAGAGUUGGACGAGCAGGGGUACAUAAAGGUGAAGGCGGGGACGCCGGAGACGAACGUGGAAGGCGUGUUUGCGGCGGGGGACGUGCAGGACAGAGAGUGGCGACAGGCGAUCACGGCGGCGGGGAGCGGGUGCACGGCUGCCCUGGCGGCGGAGAGGUACCUGGCAACGAAGGGGGUCUUGAGAGAGGUGCACCAGGAGAGGCAGAAGAGCCGCCCUAAGCCCGUCAAGGAGCCCGAGGAGAAGCCGGUCGUGGAGAACUUGAAGACGUUCGAGAUCGAAGAGACCAGGCAUCGCGGGGCGUACGCGUACCAACGAUUAUACUUCGAGAGCGACCGACCUCUCCUGGUCAAGUACAUCAGCCCGACCUGCGGGCCGUGUAAGGCGUUGGGACGGCUGCUGGAGAGAGUAGUGGACGAGAUGGCCGACGACAUCCACUUUGUCGAGGUGGACAUCACCGAGUCUCCGGACAUCGCGCAGAAUGCCGGCAUCACCGGAACUCCUACCGUGCAGAUUUUCCGCGACAAGACGAUGCUUGACACCCUGAAGGGAGUCAAGCCUAGGAACGUGUACAGGUCGCGCUUGAAGGCGGCGAUGCAAGAGCAGGAGGCCUAAAGAAAGCCCCAACAAGUGUCUACAGCACUGCAGUCAAUACGUAUUAUUGCCAACAACACGACAGCGAUGGCAACGAGGGCUUCUUGAUAGAUUUCUCAGAAACGACAGGUCUGGGAAGGGUGGUGGGCUGGAGGUAGAGGUUGGGUUUGGUCGCCCGCACCUACGGUAUUGUUAGCUUAUGGCUGGUGUGGUUACAGCAUUUAUUGUAGAUGUUUCGGCGCCGAAGGAAGUGGAAGGUUUUCCCCCCAUCUCUUGCACUGCUGUGCGGAGCACAGACUUGUGAACAAUUGUAUAGAUGUACCUCAACAAGGUCGCUCACGGCUAAGGUUGGAGAUUGGGUUUGGUCACAAACACCCUUGUUUAUUCUUACCUGGUACAUCGUUGUAUGGUUUACAGCUGUAUGUGGUUGUGAUGUUUCUGCGUGGGUC
Molecule: messenger RNA, 2149 nt
Organism: Ectocarpus sp. CCAP 1310/34
Lineage: Eukaryota; Phaeophyceae; Ectocarpales; Ectocarpaceae
Source: the annotation of a GenBank genome assembly